Striga asiatica is the source of this 387-nucleotide messenger RNA. NCBI's taxonomy places the organism in Eukaryota, Viridiplantae, Streptophyta, Magnoliopsida, Lamiales, Orobanchaceae. The record is from the annotation of a GenBank genome assembly.
AUGUCGACAAGGAUGACGAAAUCAGGCCUGCCGCCUCCGUCGCCGUCGACGACACUCACCAAUCCAAAACCCAUAAAGAACCACAUCGACCUCGCCGCCUAUGCCCAUGCCAAAAAAAAACCUCUGCCGCUGCCGCCACCGACGGUUUCUGGGUCGUCGCCUUCGUCUUCAACAACAAAUAGCGCAAAUGGCGGCACAAGUAGAAGUCCAAGAAACAGAACACCGGCGAAACCCUCCCCCGCCGUCUCCCCAUUAGACCAUUACCAUGAAACCCAAUCCGAAAUCACCGAUUACGGGUUCGGCCGAAGAUCCAUCGACACGGAUCCUCGAUUCUCCCUCGACGCCUCCCCACGAUACUCGUUCGAUAUUUUUUUGGGGCUGAGAAUU